Molecule: messenger RNA, 1511 nt
Organism: Cinclus cinclus
Lineage: Eukaryota; Metazoa; Chordata; Aves; Passeriformes; Cinclidae
Gene: BSX
Product: brain specific homeobox
Exons: 3
Coding region: 1-705 (234 amino acids)
Biological process (GO): regulation of DNA-templated transcription
Molecular function (GO): DNA-binding transcription factor activity, RNA polymerase II-specific; DNA binding
Source: RefSeq, a predicted model, not a curated record
AUGAACCUCAACUUCACGGCUCCCGUGCACCCCGUCUCGACGGGCAGGCCCACCUCCUUCUUCAUCGAGGACAUCCUGCUGCACAAGCCCAAACCCCUGCGGGAGGUGCCCCCCGAGCACUUCCCCGGCUCCCUGGGCUCCCGAGUGCCCCUCUUGGACUAUGGGUACCCCCUGAUGCCCACCCCGACCCUGCUGGCGCCUCACCCGCACCCCGCCCUGCACAAGCCGGAGCAUCACCACCACCACCCCUAUUUCCUCACCACCUCGGGAAUGCCGGUGCCAGCGCUUUUCCAGCACCACGCUCACGCCGAGCUGCCCGGGAAGCACUGCCGCCGCCGCAAAGCCCGCACCGUGUUCUCCGACUCGCAGCUCUCCGGCCUGGAGAAGAGGUUUGAGAUCCAGCGGUACCUCUCCACUCCCGAGCGGGUGGAGCUGGCCACGGCCCUCAGCCUCUCCGAGACACAGGUCAAAACCUGGUUCCAGAACCGCCGCAUGAAGCACAAAAAGCAGCUGCGGAAGACGCAGGACGACCCGAAGCAGGCUGGCGGGGAGGAGAGCCGCGAGCAGAGCUCCCCCGAGCCCGAGCUGCCCGAGCCGGCCGGAGCCGAGCCCCGCAAGGGCCCCCCCGGCCCCUUCCUGCUGCAGGACCCCGAGGACGAGGUGGACAUCCUGGAGGAGGGGGACAUCUGCCCCCACCGCCUCUAGGAGAGCCGGGGCUCUCCUGCCUCUCCUCGGCUCUGCCCCGGCCCCCGCCUCCCCACCUCGGCAACGCGCACAGGGAAGGGGGUGUGGAUGCCGGGGGAGCCCCCUCCUCUCCCCGGGCCGAAGGUGGCGAUGCCCCCGGUGGGCCGGGACCCCGCGGUGCCGCCGGUGCCCCCCAGCAUCGCCCCAAGGCUGGGCUUUGCUCGGAAACCUGGGGCGGGGGGGAGUGAAACGAGCAGGGUUGGCUUUAGGUUCCCCCUUCCCUCCGAAAUGCCGGACUUUUCCUCGUUCCCCGAACUUUCCUCGGGUGUAAAAUAAAUGUAUACUCGUGGCAGCAUGUUGUGGUUCCUGGGAGCGGCAGGCAGGGCGAAUUUCAGCCUUUAUUCCCCGAAUCCCUAAAUCCUCGGCGCUUUUCCCACGCUCGCCGUCUCCAUCCCCAGCGCGGAAGGUCGGGCAGAGCUUCCAAGAGGUGAAUAAAUAAAAAGAAUUGUAAGAAAAGCCCCUCCGAAGAAACAGGUAAGGCAAAAAUUCCGGUUUAUUUCAUUCCUCUAUGGGGAAGUGAAGGGGGAAGCAUCGCCAAGAGCUCGAUCCUACCACGGCUGCACGGAGCAAACGGCGCUCCCAGCCAGGAAAAAAAAAAAAAAAAAAAAAAAAAAAAAAAAGGGAUUUUCCGCAGCUUGGGGAAGUGCCGGCAGCGUGAUUCCUGCCCGGCUUCCAGGUGUGGAUCCAGGAUAAUUCCCUUUUCCUCUGGAACAGCCCCGGAGGGGCUCCCGCCUCUGGCUCCUGCUCCCCUCCUGCAUCUCCCCCCU